This is a messenger RNA of Penicillium chermesinum, 1443 nucleotides long. RefSeq names its product putative sterol carrier protein. NCBI's taxonomy places the organism in Eukaryota, Fungi, Ascomycota, Eurotiomycetes, Eurotiales, Aspergillaceae. The coding region runs from base 1 to 1443 and encodes 480 amino acids. The transcript has a single exon. Gene Ontology annotation, molecular function: acyltransferase activity, transferring groups other than amino-acyl groups. The record is from RefSeq and is a predicted model, not a curated record.
AUGGGUAAAAAGCAAGUUGGUCCCGCUUACGUCCUGGGCGUUGGCAUGACAAAGUUCAUCAAGCCUCGCGGCAAGGUCGACUACCACGAGCUCGGUUACGAGGCUGGAAUUAAGGCUUUGCUUGAUGCGCACAUUACCUACGAUGAUGUGGACCAGGGUGUAGCAUGCUACGUAUACGGCGACAGCACUUGUGGUCAGCGUGUCUUCUACCAGUUCGGUCUCACCAAUAUCCCUAUCUACAAUGUCAACAACAACUGCUCGACUGGCUCUACAGGUCUGGCUAUGGCCCGCACAAUGGUCUCUCACGGAGCCGCCGACUGUGUGCUCGUCGUGGGGUUCGAGAAGAUGAACCCUGGUAGCCUUCAGUCAAUGUAUAAUGAUCGCGCUAGCCCCACAACCCUCUUUGGAACAAUGAUGGCGGAGACCCGCGGUGUGACCAACGCACCGGGCGCGGCGCAGAUGUUCGGUAACGCAGGUGUCGAAUACAAGGAGAAGUACGAUUCUAUCCAACCCGAUUACGGCUGUCCCAUAUAUCUUGUGCUGACACUUCUCAUCUAUAGGUACGGAGCUAAGAACGAGGAUUUUGCCGAAAUCGCUCGCAUCAACCACGAACACUCUAAGCGCAACCCUUACUCGCAAUUUCAAGAUGAAUAUACCUUAGAGCAGGUGAUGAAGGCCCCGAUGAUCUUCGACCCUCUCACCAAGCUGCAAUGCUGCCCCACCUCGGACGGGGGUGCCGCGGCUGUUGUGGUCUCUCAAGAGUUCUUGGAUGCCCGCCCUCACCUGAAGGACCAGGCCGUCCUGAUUGCUGGCCAGACCAUUGCCACCGAUACCGACCAGGUGUACAGCCGCAGCUCUAUUGAUUUGAUGGGAUUCGGAAUGACCCGACACGCCGCGCGUACUGCUCUCGCCGAGGCUGGCGUUAACGUGAAAGAUGUCAAGGUCUGCGAGUUACACGACUGCUUCUCCGCCAACGAAAUGAUAACUAUCGAUGCGCUGGAGCUCUCCGAGCCUGGCAAGGCACACGAGAUGGUCCGUCGGGGAGAUAUUACAUACGGCGGCAAGAUGAUCAUCAAUCCCUCCGGUGGACUCAUUUCCAAGGGUCACCCUCUUGGCGCGACCGGCCUUGCUCAAUGCGCUGAGCUGGUCUGGCAUUUGCGCGGCUGGGCCAACAACCGCCUCGUAGACGGUACUGAUGUUGCUUUGCAGCAUAAUCUUGGUCUCGGUGGUGCUGUCGUCGUCACCGUGUACAAGCGUGCCGAUGGUAAGGUCGCUGCUGCCGUUCCCUCCGAUGUGGUGGGCAAGAUUACGGGUUUGGGCUAUAACCCGGCCGUGGAGGCUCGUGGUUUCACGGCUGAGCAGGCCAAGUCGGUCUCCAGCAAGAACCACACCAGCGAGUAUGCCCUUGCUGAUACACAGGAGCGCGUCCUGGCCCGGUUUUAG